AUGGAGAUGCAAGAGGCACUGGAUGCGGCCAGAGACCGCGCAACCGAUGCCGAAAUGGAGUGUGAAGACCUGCGCAAGCAGCUGCAGCUAGGACAAACUGCGCGGGCAUCUGCAAAAGGCGAAGGGGAUGACGACUCGCAUCUUUUUGAGAAGUUGGCAGAGUUACAGGAACAACUGGACGUUGCCAGGGAUCGCGAGCUGCGCGAGCGUCUCAUGGAGAUGCAAGAGGCACUGGAUGCGGCCAGAGACCGCGCAACCGAUGCCGAAAUGGAGUGUGAAGACAUGCGCAAGCAGCUGCAUCGCGCCACUGAUGCUGAGAUGGAGUGUGAGUCAUUGCGACGGCAGCCGGAGGGAUCCGGACAAAGACAGCCAGCAGAUACGGAUGCAGAUGACGACGCAGAGGAGCUGCGCGAGCGUCUCAUGGAGAUGCAAGAGGCACUGGAUGCGGCCAGAGACCGCGCAACCGACGCCGAAAUGGAGUGUGAGGACCUACAUCGGAAACUCCGCAAUUCAGCUGUGCAGCAGCUCACAGAUAAAAUGGUUCUGCAAGAUGGCAAGACGCAGCGGGAGCUGGAGCUUGAGAAGCAGAUUGCAGAUUUGAUGGGCGAUUUGCGUAAGUCCUAG
Messenger RNA from Symbiodinium sp. CCMP2456, 624 nucleotides. The record is from the annotation of a GenBank genome assembly. Lineage: Eukaryota; Dinophyceae; Suessiales; Symbiodiniaceae.